This is a messenger RNA of Acanthoscelides obtectus, 315 nucleotides long. The record is from the annotation of a GenBank genome assembly. NCBI's taxonomy places the organism in Eukaryota, Metazoa, Arthropoda, Insecta, Coleoptera, Chrysomelidae.
AUGCUAAGGUCCAAUGGACUAAAAUCUCAUCACCUCACUGCGAGAGAUAAUUCUACCCUUGAUGUGUUGAUGCAGGCUUCGCUCGCUCGUAGGUGUCGUCCUGCUAUUAGAUGCCCCCAUCAUCCAAUUCAGAGUCAAAAUAUAUCUAAAUGUGUAGAGUUCGCCGUUAACGGUGAAGUAUCGGCCAGUAACGUCGUCGGCCAGAAAUCCGUACCAAACAGCUUGUGGACGCAUUUUCACCAGUCGCCAGUCUAUCCCAAUACGCCUCACUAUUCAGAUGCUUUCAUGGUCAACAUAACCCGUCUCAUCACUUAA